AUGGAACAUUUUGACGUGGCAGUUGUUGGACUUGGCGUCCUUGGAAGUGCAGCAGCGUACCACGCCGCUCGGAUGGGUAAGAAGGUUAUUGCAUUCGAGCAGUUUGAACUGGGCCAUGUCCACGGAGCCUCCCAUGAUACAUCGCGUAUUGUCAGGACCGCCAACUGGGAACCCGAAUAUGUGGCACUCGCAAGAUCCGCCUACAGAGACUGGGCUGAACUGGAGAAGGACACCGGGCAAAAGCUGCUUACCAUAACUGGUGGACUUGUUUUCCUCCCCAGGAACGCACCGACCCCAUGUGGCAACUUGAUCAAGACCCUGGACGCCGAAAACGUGCCGUACAAGCUUCUCAAUUCCCAGGAAGUGAAAAGACGUUGGCCUCAGUUCAACAUUCCCGACACUGUGGAUGCCGUGUACACCAGCGACACCGGCAUAGUACAUGCCUCCAAGUCAGUUGCAGCCAUGCAAUAUUUGGCACGUGCCAAUGGUGCAGUUUUGAAGGAGUACACCCCAGUCGACCGUGUGACGCCCAAGGCCUCCGGCGCAGGAAUUACAAUUCAGACAACAAAGGGAAAUUUCCACGCAGCCAAAGUAAUCCUCGCAACCGAUGCGUGGACAAACAAGCUUCUCGCGCCUUUGAAAGUUCAUAUCCCACUUUCUGUGAUGCAAGAGCAGGUAACCUACUUCAAGCCCGGAAACACGAGUGCCUUCGAACCAGGCUGUUUCCCUGUCUGGAUUUGGGGUGGCGAUCCAGCCUUUUACGGCUUCCCAUCCUAUGGCGAACCAACUAUCAAAGCGGGUCGCGAUACCUCAAACAAUGUCAUGGCGCCUGAGCAGCGUACAUAUGUGCAAUCACCUCAGUUGCUCGAACAGCUCUCAUCAUUCAUGAAAAACUUUAUCCCUGACAAGGAGCGCCAUCCACUUCGCACAGUUACUUGUCAAUACUCUAUCACGCCAGGACGGCAAUUGAUUAUCAGCCCACUAGAAAACAACCGCGACAUAGUUGUGGGCUUGGGCGCUGCCCAUGCCUUCAAGUUUGCUCCUGCAUUUGGUCGCGCUCUGGCAGAGCUGGCAAUAAAUGGGAGGACUAAGGAGGACAUUUCGAAAUUUGGGAUUCCAAAGGCCGAUAAAUCUAACAGCAAACUUUGA
This is a messenger RNA of Aspergillus chevalieri, 1149 nucleotides long. Its product is annotated as putative sarcosine oxidase. The transcript has a single exon. Lineage: Eukaryota; Fungi; Ascomycota; Eurotiomycetes; Eurotiales; Aspergillaceae. The record is from RefSeq and is a predicted model, not a curated record. Gene Ontology annotation, molecular function: sarcosine oxidase activity; flavin adenine dinucleotide binding. Bases 1 to 1149 code for a protein of 382 amino acids.